Molecule: messenger RNA, 801 nt
Organism: Ilex paraguariensis (yerba mate)
Lineage: Eukaryota; Viridiplantae; Streptophyta; Magnoliopsida; Aquifoliales; Aquifoliaceae
Source: the annotation of a GenBank genome assembly
AUGUCUUUCACCAAGAACUCCAUCUUCAACCUCUCAAAGUCUUUUCCUCAGUCACCUUCUCUCCCUCUCCGGCGUAAAGUCUCUCGGGUCUUCUUCACUUCUGCCUCCAAAUCCUCUGAGGGAAGAAAUGCAGCAGAUGAUGAUGAUGAUUACGUCGGUGAUGCAAAGGAUAAAGCAUCGGAGAUGGCCGGAAAAGCAAAGGAAACCAUGAAAGAAAGCAAGGAGAAGUCGAAAGUGAGGGCCCAAGAAAUGAAGGAAAAAACAAAAGAACACGGAGAGAAAACGGCAGAGAAGGCCAAAGAAGGGAUGAGCAGAGCGGCCGAAACGGCGCAGAGUGCGAAAGAGAAAGCCGAAGGGAUGAAGGAGAAGACCAAGGACGCGGCGGGGACUAUGGCGAAGAAGGCGAAAGAGGGCACCGUCGACACGGUGCAAUACACAAAGGAGAAGGCGAAAGAGUAUGCACAUGGCGCUAAGGAGAAGACGAAGGACGCAGCGGGGACGGUGGCCGAUAAGACGAAGGAAGGGGAGAGCAUGGCGGCGGAUGCGGUGGAGUUUAUAGGGGAGAAGGCGAAGCAGACGGUGCAGGGCAUUUUUGGGGUAGCAAUUAGCGAAGGAGACGACUCAGAAGAUCAAGAGAAUGUGGUGGGUGGUAAGUCCGAGGAAGACAAGGAUUUGGAUGAUUAUAUAGAAGAUCAUGUGAAGAGGAGUGAGAAAGAGAAUGGUGGUGGUGGUAAGACUAUGGAUGAGGAUGUGAUGGAUUUGAGGCGGCGUGGUGGGGAACACGGUGAGAAGAAACAUUGA